GUCAUCACCGAGUAUCUCCGACAGGGGAGAGACCUGUAUGUAAACAACACAGAUCUCUACCAUCAGCUCCUGCAUAUUGCUUUGUAUGGCUCUGCAUAGCAGAGCCAUACAAAGCAGUGUGCUUACAGUGAAGCACACAAACACAGCCCACAUACUUAAACAGCACACAGUUAACCCUUUAAUCGCUCCAGAUGUUAACCCCUUCCUGCCCAGUGCCAUUAGUACAUUGUCAGUUGCUUUUUAUGAGUACUGAUUACAGUAUUGGUGUCACUGGGGAUGUCAAUGACACCAAGCCAGUUCCCCCCCAGUUUUAGAAUGCCCGACGCAGUCCCACAAUAAGUCACUGA
Molecule: messenger RNA, 347 nt
Organism: Staurois parvus
Lineage: Eukaryota; Metazoa; Chordata; Amphibia; Anura; Ranidae
Source: the annotation of a GenBank genome assembly